Messenger RNA from Brassica napus (rape), 955 nucleotides. RefSeq lists its product as uncharacterized. Bases 302 to 592 code for a protein of 96 amino acids. Lineage: Eukaryota; Viridiplantae; Streptophyta; Magnoliopsida; Brassicales; Brassicaceae. The transcript is spliced from 2 exons. The record is from RefSeq and is a predicted model, not a curated record.
UGUGACUUUGUCUCUAGUAAAUGAUUAAGAUUAAAGAUAACUAACUCACCAUCCGAUUUAAUUACAUCAGUCAAAGUAAGAUCACGUGAUCAGAUCCCCAUAACUAUGUGUUCCAACCCCAUGGAAUCUUAUUCUAUAAAGCAACAAACUAUACACAAGUCUCUCUCUCUCUUUCUCUUUCCCAGUGUCUCUAACAUCUCUAUCCAAAAUUUUCUUAAAGUUUCAGUUCUAAAUAAAAAUACAAAAACAAACCUAAGAGCGUUCAAGAUUCCUAAAGUAAUUACAAGAAGAAAAGUCAACAAUGAAGAGAUACUGGUCAGUGGCUCUGGUUCUUCUGCUACUAGUAGCUUUCUGUAGCAGCAAGCAUAGCGUACAGGGACGUCCUCUGUUAAGGAUGACACAUUCUAGUCAAGCUGUGAGAGAUUUGCAGACAAGCAAGGAAAUGAAGGAAGAAAAGCCGCUUAGAGGAGAAAAUGAUAGCUUCCGAAGAAUCCCAAGGACUGGCUCAAACCCUAGUCAGAACAAGUAUAACCUCCCUGUUGGUGUUCAAGGAAGUAGGAAACAUCAGAUCACAGAAGCAACAAAACCUUAAAUUUACAUUUCUUUUUGUCUUUCAUUUUCCUUCUUAGAUCUUCUAUAUAUGUUUCUUUCUUUUUUUUGGUAGAAUAGGUAACUAGACUUUUUUUUCUUAAUUAUGUAAUCUACUUGAAAUAUAUGAACUCAUCAUUUAGUUUUGAGGUAUUCAGUCUUAUGGAUCAAGAAAAGAGACUUUAGAGAAUCCUCACACUCGUCGUGUAGUCUCACCUUCAAACUCUCAACCUCCGUGUGUUAUGCUUCUUCCCGCUAAUUUUUUUUUUUUUUUGAAUUACAAGGAGGUUUGGGCCGAAGCCCCUAAUCCCCCAGACCCGAAACACCACAUCAUAUAAUAUUAGUUUCGUUCCAGCGGUCACUCGAA